Messenger RNA from Aspergillus brunneoviolaceus CBS 621.78, 1232 nucleotides. Its product is annotated as sulfotransferase family protein. The record is from RefSeq and is a predicted model, not a curated record. Bases 260 to 1033 code for a protein of 257 amino acids. NCBI's taxonomy places the organism in Eukaryota, Fungi, Ascomycota, Eurotiomycetes, Eurotiales, Aspergillaceae. The transcript has a single exon.
ACAGCAGUCCAGUUCGAUAGACAUCUAGAAAGCUUAUGUGAGGUGUGUAACUCUCUACCUAGUAACUAACCAACUACAUGUAUAUCCCAGCCGUGACGGUCAGCACUAGCCCUGCUCCAGCACUGCCCCCAUCAUCACCUCAUCUCCAACGAGAGUCACCCCAGGGCAUUCAUUUAAAACCCAGGAUUCCCCUCCACCCUAACUUCAACAUCGAAAGCACAAGCUUGAUUACCUUCUACGUUCUAACUGAAAUCCAACAAUGGGCCAACAAGCGUCCGUCCCGCGCCCCGGCACGGACCUGCAGGUGAUCGGGGCGGGGCUCUCCCGCACCGGAACCGCAUCCUUCACUGCAGCCCUAGAGAUCCUCCUGGACGCCCCCGUCUACCACGGGGGCACGCAAACCACCAUGGGACCCCCCCUUGAGAUUCAAUCGUGGAACGCCAUCUUGCGCACCUGGCUCGCGGGCGAUAGACCCCAAACCCUGCAGCGGCUGCGUGCCCGCACCGCCGGCUACGGCGCGAUCACCGACGCCCCGGCCAGCCAACUGGUCCCCGAACUGCUCGAGCUCUAUCCCCAUGCCAAAGUGAUCGUGACCGUGCGCGAUCGCGACAGCUGGGUGCAGAGCAUGCAGCAGAUCAGCUCCCUGGCCAAGCUGUGGUUUCUAGGGGCGGUUCUGCUCCCCUUACCGGGGAUGCGGUACUUCGUGACAUAUAUCGACCUGCUGCAGCGCCAGUGGGAUCGGAUCUACGACAAUAGCCGCGACAACGCCUGGAUCUACGACCGGCAUCUGGAGUGGCUGAAGGAGGUGGUGCCCGCGGAUCAGUUGGUGUUGUUCAGUGUCAAGGAGGGGUGGGAGCCACUGUGUCGGGCUCUGGGCAAGGAGGUUCCCAAGGGUAUUCCUUUCCCGAGAAUCAAUGAUUCCAAAGCGAUCGAUCGCGUGGCGGCUUAUCAUAUUAAGCGGGGGUUGGCGCGAUGGGCUGUGGUCUUCGCUGUGAUGGGGUUGGUGGGGGCGUGGUGGGUUUCUGGGAGGUGAUGGGGUUGGAAGACUUGGAGUGAUGAUGGGAGCAAGGCUGGUUCAAGGGUGAAGUGAUGACCAGAGGGCGAGAGUGGGCAGAGUGGCAAGGCGUUGGGAAUGUAAAGUAUGUGUAUCUUGUAUGAAGCAUUUUGUUGCGGUAAUUGAGAUAGUCCUAGUGCUUCAUCUCGAAGGAUUGCUAGUAGGAUUGUCAACUUAG